AUAAGGCAGCUGUAUUGGGAUAUUCUAGACUGUAUUCAGAUAUUGUAAAACUUGAUGUGUGAUACAUUACAGUUAGUGAAGAUAAUUGGAGCAUAGAGAUUACCUUGGACCAAAGUGAGAUAAUGGCGACCAUAGAUGACCUUAAGUUUCAAGAAUUUGAGGAUGCUGCUGACCUAUUAGCUGCCAACCCUGAUGCCACUACAGUGAGUAUUGAUGACAGUGAAGAUACCGGUGGCGGCCACCGUGGGCGCAGAGCUGGAGAAGAAGAGGAGGAUUCGUUAGGAAAUGAAGAUUCUGAUAAAACUGGGCUGCUUGCAGGACAGAAGAAGACUGCCCCCUUCUGGACAUUUGAGUAUUAUCAGACAUUCUUUGAUGUUGACACAUACCAGGUUCUGGAUAGGAUAAAGGGCUCUGUUUUACCAAUACCUGGAAGAAACUUUGUAAGGUUGUAUGUGAGAAGCAAUCCAGAUCUUUAUGGUCCUAUUUGGAUUUGUGCCACAUUGAUUUUCACCAUCAGCAUUAGUGGGAAUCUGUCUAAUUUCCUCCUACACUGGGGUGAGCCACAAUACCACUAUGUGCCUGAGUUUAGAAAAGUGUCCAUUGCUGCCACUGCCAUCUAUGCUUAUACCUGGCUAGUACCGCUGGCUCUGUGGGGCUUCCUGUCAUGGAGACACAGCAAAGUAAUGAGCAUGGUGUCCUACUCUUUCCUGGAGAUUGUGUGUGUUUAUGGCUACUCCCUCUUCAUCUACAUCCCCACUUCUAUUUUGUGGAUUUUACAUUAUGAGGUUCUCCGCUGGGUCCUAAUGUCCAUAGCAAUGUGCCUGUCGGGGGCAGUCCUUAUGCUGACAUUUUGGCCGGCUUUACGGGAGGAUAACCGGAAAGUCGCCAUCUCCACCCUAGUAGCCAUCAUGCUCCUCCAUGUACUGCUAGCAGUUGGUUGUGGGGAAUACUUCUUUGAUCGACCGGAAAAGGAUCAUGACGCACAGACCAAGGCUAUUAUUAAUACAACAAAGCAGGCACUACAGACCCGCUGACAGGAGAUGCCAACGUCAUUUCCUCAGUCCAUUAUGCUGAUGGGAGCAGGAUUCCAAGUUCAUAAUUACUUGGUGGAGGUGAUGCUGACUCGCGUCCGUGCUGGCUCCUCCUGUUGUGUUUUCUUUUUCUCUAUCUAGAAUGAUUUAAGAAUGGCUUCUUUUGUUAUGGUGAUAUAUAAUUUCUGGUGUAGAGGAGACCGGAGGGAACAGCAGAAAGCACUACAAGCCUCUAAUCCUGGAGUCAGUAUUUACUAUUGUACACUGGUGACAAGGACUUGGGAGUCACCUGUUCUUGUCUAGCAUGAAGAGGCUGUUUGGCUAAGUGGAUUAUUAUUUAUUUAAGGUUCAAUGACAUUUGCACUAUUCAGUUGGUGGGACAAUGUAUAUAAAUAUUUGAAAGGUGACCUGACCAUUCUAUAAAGGAGAAUAGUAAGUACAUUACUAGUCCAUGCCUGGUCAUGCUUUUAUUUUAUAUAUUCUUUUUAUACCAAUGUGGAGAACACGUUGUUAAUCAUUUCUGCCAUGUGCAUAUAGCAAUUGAAGAUCCUGCUCAGUAUAAGUUUGCAAUGGAAAGUGGCACAAAUACUAGUAAACCUCAUCUCCGAUUACCGCCCAUUUGCUAUAUAUACAGGGCGGAUUAAGAGAACCUCUUUAACAACUUGAUGAUCUAGUCUCGAAGGAAUCUUAUUUGAGUUCGUGCUACUGCAAUUAGCCAUCAGAGGCGACUAGCCACCAGUGUAAUUACAGAACGCUUGUUCUCGGAAACAAGUGUUUGAUACCGUAACAAUCAUCUAUGUAGUGACCUUGCAUGUUAGUGGGUAUUCUCUCAUAUAAACAUGGAAUAGCUACUGAAGGACUGUUCCCCUGUAAACCACUCAAUCUAAUAUGACUUCAUAUAAAAAUAGACAACUAUCUGUAGCAAAUAUAUUACCUGUAGUUAAAGUUGUUCCCCGCAGGAGUGUCUCAGUAAUAGCUGUUAGGUAAGACUUUUAGAAUAGAUGGGUGUCUGCUAUGCCUAAUGUUAUCAAUCUGCCUGCAUGUUAAAUAUUUUGAAGGACAAGACACUGGGGAAGAUGUAUUAAGCCUGGAGAAGUGAUAAAGCAGUGAUAAGUGCAAGGUGAAAAUGCACCAGCCAAUCAGCUCCAACAUGUAAAUUGACAGGAGCUAAUUGGCUUGGUGCCAGGCUUAAUACAUCUGCCCCUUGGUGCCUAGAGUGACAGAUAGUAGAGAGGGCUGUAGCUUUCAGCCAGGUGGAAAAGGUUAAACACCAAUCAGAUCCUCACUGUAAAUUUACAUAUUGGAGCUGAUUGGCUGGUGCCUUUAUCACCUUGCACAUAUCACUGGUUUAUCACUUCCUUAUACCUUUUCCAGGUUAAUACAUCUGCCCCAAUGUCAGAUACCGCAACUCCUGAUUUGUGAAUGUAAUAUUAGGUCAAACCCUAUUUAUUUAUUUUUGCAUUCCUUUUUUUUUCUUUCUAGGUUUAAUAGCUAUUUAAAGGCGUUUCUCAUCUUUUUGGGGGGCAGGCUAUUGUUUUGAGAUGGAUCAGCUCUCCGUGUUCAGUUUAGUGAGAUUUAGAUGUACAGGGCACAGCUGACCCUUCACCAGAACUAGACCGCUGGUACACGUGACUCGCAUUGACUGGUCACUCCUGAUUGGAUAGUCAUGGUGCUGAUCAAAUCUGCUGUCUGUCAGUACGUUAGAUACAUCCUCUUCCCACAACACUACAUUGUAUUGGGUUUUUUGUAUCUUAAGGUAAUAUGUCAUUAGCAGCUGCAGAACUGUCUGUUUAGCCAAAACUAUUCCUGUAAUAAAAAAUUAACUUAUUCAAGCAAA
Messenger RNA from Pseudophryne corroboree (corroboree frog), 2868 nucleotides. It is a transcript of the gene YIPF1, whose product is annotated as Yip1 domain family member 1. Gene Ontology annotation, molecular function: small GTPase binding. The record is from RefSeq and is a predicted model, not a curated record. NCBI's taxonomy places the organism in Eukaryota, Metazoa, Chordata, Amphibia, Anura, Myobatrachidae. Bases 123 to 1034 code for a protein of 303 amino acids. Gene Ontology annotation, biological process: vesicle-mediated transport. Gene Ontology annotation, cellular component: membrane; Golgi apparatus. The transcript is spliced from 10 exons.